This is a messenger RNA of Ailuropoda melanoleuca (giant panda), 4346 nucleotides long. RefSeq names its product cerberus 1, DAN family BMP antagonist (gene CER1). The transcript is spliced from 3 exons. Bases 2331 to 3308 code for a protein of 325 amino acids. NCBI's taxonomy places the organism in Eukaryota, Metazoa, Chordata, Mammalia, Carnivora, Ursidae. The record is from RefSeq and is a predicted model, not a curated record.
CAGGCGUCCCUCAACACCUAUUUAUUGAAUAAAAUUAACAUAAACACAGUGUGGCAGUCCACUGUGCCUUUGGAAUUUGGAUCUACUUGGAAGUCCUUGAUGAGUACAGGAAUGGUGCCGGCCAAGGUUUUGCUCUUGUAACUUAUCCUGAAGAAACUAAUCUCCCUCGAUAGACUGAAAACUCCAGUGGGCCUGGGUGAGGACAACCUCACCAUUUUAUCCCCGGGACCACGCACAGAGUUGGCACUCACAUGUGCUGUGUGAAUGAAUGCAUCCGUGAGUCCAAUAAGCAGAGAAGCUUCGGGGAAUAAGGUUCUUCCUAAUGUGUCGGUUCCAUAGAAAGUGGCAGGGAGGAGAGUGCAGAGGGGAGAGUUCAUGUUUUGAAUAAUUUACUAAACUAAAUCAAGAUAGAAGGUUUAAGGGGAAACCACCCUAAUUUGCCCUAGUCCUUGUUCUGUGAGGAAGAAAAACUGGAAGAUUCUGCCUUCUUUGGGGUUCCUUUAAAACAAUCUAGCCCCCUACAACCCUAUUGCUUUUCCAUAUUUUGUAAAGAGAGGUAGCUGGGAAGCAGUGGCAUGCACCCUAAGCAGAUUUCUUUCACAGAUCAUUCACCCAAAUUCCCUUUUCUGCCUCCCAAUUUACCUCCAAUGCUCACCUCUGACCCUAACUCUGCCUCUCACCUUUUGUUGUUGUAGGUCCGGGGUUUCCAGGGAAGAACUUAGCUUCCUUGUUUCGCCUCAGAGAGCACUAGACAUUUUACAGCUCCCUUCUGAGAGUCUGUAACAGGGGUGCAGAGAAACAUGGCUGCUAGGUCCUCUCAGGCACACUGGGAGCUCCACCUGGUCCUCAAGACACUGUAGGGCCCAGGAAAACCAGGUCAAGUUGAAAACAGAGCUCAGAUGAAGCCGAGCAUGAGUUGUCAAUGCGAAUGAAUGAAUGAGAAGAUUAGCCCCUCUGGCUCUCAUGCAGGCUUGAGGUUGUCCCCGGAAGUGGGCUUCGCCUAUGUAAGUCCAGGCCUGCCUCUCAUCCUGGCAUUCGGUGCUACGUACACCAAGAAUCCCGAGGUGCUCUCUCCACACUUCCACCUCCGGCGGAGUCUGGAGGCCCCCUCCUCACCUCCCUCCAUUUGGCUUCAUCCAAACUGGGGGUAACUAGAUGCGUGUGUCACUGAAGACCCACAAAGGCAGCAUAUUUUUGUUAAAAGCUGCAAACAGUUCAUGCUCUUAAGAGUAAGCUACAACGUAUCGCCUACACAGUUUUAGAUUUAAGGACACCGUGGUGAAAGGUGAGCGCCAUCUGCCUUUCGCUGUAAAAGACAAGGGUUGAAGACAGACUUCCGUUCUCAGCACGGAGGGCUUUCCUUUGCUGGCUUUAUCCUUCAAGAUACUGGUACAUCUUCUCAACGGGAACGACAGAACAGCAAAAGCAAAUUCUGCAACCACGUCUGUCUCCAUCUUUAGUUAACCUGGCCAUCGAUUACUGAGGAAUAAGGAAGAUGAUGUGGAUUCUGGGAGGUAAAGAACGGACCAGCCAGUUUCAGGCCCUGAGCUAUCAAACCCGGUUCUUAGAAUCCACGUUCUCCAGUCUGGCUCUUUGUUUAGAGAAAGAAAAAAACCAAUAGGGUGGCUUGAGGGAGACAUUUCCCCAUCUUCACUGAAGGCCGAGGAGAGAUCUAUUACCGAGGAUCCUGUGGAGAAAUUUGUGAACAAUUGGAAGAGUUUAUCUGAUGGCUGACCGGUUGUGAAAUUUAGUGUCGAGUAUUUGAUUCUGAAAGUGAGGGGAUUAAUUUGGGAAUUGUGAAUUCCUUGUGUGGAAAAGGAGAAUGUAUUCCCUUUGUUCUGUUGGCCUACAAAAACCAACACCACCAACCACAUCUAAGUGAGAGGGUCGGCCCUCUGCUCAACAAAGUUAACAUUCUUCUGUUUCUUCCUUUUCCGUCCUUACAAUUUUGAUAUAGUUAUUUGGCUGCCUUUGUGUGUGUGUGUGUGUGUGUCUGUGUGGAAAGCCUAAAGGCCUGGGCUUUUGCUAAAUGUAUGCCUUUAAUUUUUAUCUGAUAUACUUCUGUCAUAACAUCUUGUUUUUUUGAUCCCAGUGCAAAGCAGAUGUACCACAAAUGUUUGUUGACUCUGGUCCUUCUUCUAAUAACAGUGAUGGGAAAUCCGGGGAAAAGAAUGUGUUGUUUUCUCAAAUACUGCUCUGUAAAUCUCAGACGAUAAACUGCCAGCUAAUUACCCCCUGGGUCCCAGGCUUUCACUAGGGCCUUCUAAAAUACACAAAACUCAAGUGAAGGCAUGACACCAUUAGCACUACAUAAUUCAAGCAAACAAUAAAUGUGUUUACUCCGCCUGGCUACUGACCACCUGCCUUUCCAUCCCACAAGGCAGGUAUCUAUAUAUAGGAUCUCCUUGUUUGCCUUCCUGCAGAGAGUGAGCCUUUCUUUCCUUCAGGCCUCACCAUCUGUGAAUCCGAAAGAAGCCUGGGCCCCCGACAGCAUGUGUCUUCUCUUACUUCAGCUGCUGGUGCUGCUGGCUUUAGGGAAGGCUGCACAGGCGUGGGAUGGCCGCCCAAGGCAGAAUUCGGUCUCCCCUGUGCUCCUAGAAAGGGAUCGCAGAGAGCUCCCCCUUGGCAACCACGAGGACGCUGAGGAGAAGCCAGAUCUUUUUGUCGCGGUGCCCCACCUCAUAGGUGCAGGAGAAGGCCAGGGGCAGCGAGAGAAGAUGCUGUCCAGGUUUGGCAGGUUCUGGAAGAAACCCGAGAGAGACCUGCACCCACCCCAGGACUUGGUCCAUGAGCGCUUCCCACCUGGGACCCAGGCCGUCACUACUCAGCUGAAAGAUGGGAUGCAGAUGGAGAAAUCUCCUCUUCGGGAAGAGGCCAAGAAAUUCUGGCACCACUUCAUGUUCAGGAUGAGUCCAGCUUCUCAGGGCAUCAUCCUGCCGAUCAAAAGCCACGAAGUCCAUCAGGAGACCUGUAGGACAGUGCCCUUCGGCCAGACGAUCACCCAUGAAGACUGUGAGAAAGUAGUUGUACAGAACAACCUUUGCUUUGGGAAAUGUGGGUCCGUUCGUUUUCCUGGAUCUGCACAGCACCCCCACACGUUCUGCUCUCACUGCUCGCCUGCCAAGUUCACCACGAUGCACUUGCAGCUGAACUGCACCGGCCUUGCCCCUGUGGUCAAGGUGGUGAUGCUGGUGGAGGAGUGCCAGUGCAAGAUGAAGACCGAGCAUGAGCAUGGACACCUCCACCAGGCAGGCUCCCAGGCAGAAUUUCAUGGCCAGGAUCACUUCAUCCCAGGAUUUUCCACUUAAAAAGAGAUCCCACUAUUACCUUUGAAAAGCAAAACAACAAUAGCAAAGGUGCUGGAGUAUUCAGCUUGGAAGUAUUAGUGGGUGCACACUAUUUUAAGGAAAAGGUGGUUCCAAAGUAGUAAGAUAGAGCAAUUUAGAGGCAAUGGUGUUCAUCUAGCUUUGGGUACAUAUUUGGGUUCUAGUCGUGGCUCUGCCCCCCUAGCAGGUCGAUGUUAAGGAGCUGUGGAAGCUUUCUCCAUCUCGAGGGCUCCAUCUCUAUGUGAGGAACUGGAAUCAGAUGACUGCUAACGUCCUUUCCGCUACGAAUGUUCCAUGAUCUAGGGUCUCCGCGUUCCGGUAAAAGUGCUCCAUCUGAAGUUGGAGAAGAAAUAAAGUGGACCCUAAAAAUUGGCUUUUUUACAUAGGGACAGGGAACAAUCGUUGGUAGCCACACAAGUACCUCCACGAUGGGGAAAUAAAAAUAUAUGACCAGUACCAGACUUAAAGUUCAAUCCAGAGAUGCCAGUGAAAAUACCCGAGGAAUUCCAGUGGACGUCAGAUUAAAUAAAGUGCAAAUGCUUAAAAACUGAAACAAUUUACAGGUGAAAUUCUUUAUCCACGUGCAUUUUGGAUUAGGUAGUAAGUUAGAGUUCUGUGUUGGGAUGACUGUUUUUUUUGCUGCAGUCUAAAAACUUCGUAUUACAGAUUUUUUAUUCUGUAAAUGCCAUACUUGCGAGUUCUGAAAAUAUUCUGAAUAUUUUAAUGUAUUAAAUUUUAGUGUAUGAAGCAUCCUGGGAAAUGUCAUGGCAUUCAAUUGUCUUAAAUUCCGUCUUAAUGGUUUUUUCUGUCCCAUAACUUAACGUGCUAUCUUAACGUAGGUAUCUGGAGACUACCUACCUGGAGCAUGUCUCAAAUGGCUUCAGAGGCUAAUGAUAAUGCCCAAAUGUUUCUUCUGACACUUCCAGCAGUUUUCUGUUAACAGAAAAGUCACUGUCCUUAGUGAUUCCAUUUCUCUUUCUGUAUUUAUUUGUAUUCAUACAUUGUACAGACUGGCUUUCC